AAGUCCUAGUAUGGUUCAACCCAUCAACCCAACAACUCAUGUACAGUCCUAGUAUGGUUCAACCCAUCAACCCAACAAAAACAGCAAGACGUGUCUGCAAUUUUGAAUGCCUUGAAAGGGGCAUUUAGUGUACAGCAAUAUUCCAGCCUAGAGAGAAUAAGCGAUUUGAAGAGAAUCAUCAUGGGUUUGGCAUCCAUAGUUUUGAAGGUUCUCAUUAUCCAUCCUAUCAUUUUCCUAGCAGCUGUGGUGAUCUCUGAAAGUGAGAUCCUCUGACAUUAUUACUCUCAAGUAUUAGUGAAGACAAUAAGGACAUAACGUAGUGGUGUGGUUGACCAACAAUGCAGUGUGAAAAUGAGGAUCUCUGGGGCCCAGUUGCUUCCCUGUGUACAGGCUUAGCAACUAACCCACUUGGCUUUGAGGACUCCUUCUCUCCAGCACCAGCAGAAAGUGAAGGAGACAGCACUCAACACUCUGCUGAUGGUGAUUACAUUGCUCUUGAAGACUCUUCACAAUAUCUGGCCGGGCUUGAGCGAAAGUUAGCCAGUAUUCAAGGGCGUGCAGACAGCGGCAGACAAAGAGAAAGUCGCAGACUUAUUGAUGCUUUAGCAUCCUCAAGAGAUAGUCACACACACCAGUUGAUGAAUACUCCUAACAAUGUUGGUAUUGAGAGUGAAGUUAUGGAGCUUGAGAAUGAUCGCACUGCUUCCAUCACAGCUGCAUCUGUGGUUCCGCAAGGUGCUUUGUGUGCUGUGAUAAGGAGAGUUGCACCAGACAAAGUUGCUCUUGCUCCUGAGGAGUUAUGUCGACUUUUGGAAGCUGAUAUUCUUGGCAAGGUUCAUGAAGCCCUGGAGGAAGAGGCUGAAGCACCACACUCCACUACACAACAGUCCAGAACAACUUCAGUAAACAGCACUAUCAAUGGAGUUAGAUCAGCAGAUAUCUGUACAUUAGACAAUGAAGAUAAAAAGAAAAAUGUGCCCCUAGCAGCAGCGAAGACUCCAUGUGAUCACAAAGAUUCUUCUUCCGAUGAAGGUGAAAAAUAAAUUAUAUUUAUUGGUGUAAAUGUUAACAUAUAUAAAUAAUGCACUUGCAUAAUUGUAUAUAAAUGAAUGCCAUGUAGUUUAUAGAAUGUUUAUAGAAUGUAUUAUGCCUGCACUUUAAAGGAGGGUUUGGGAUACUGGCAGUUUGGAGGGAUAUGUUGUGUAUCUUUGUACAUAUAUGCUUCUAAACUUGUUGUGUUCUGAGCACCUCUGCAAAAACAGUGAUUAUGUGUGAGUGAGGUGAAAGUGUUGAAUGAUGAUGAAAGCAUUUUCUUUUUGGGUAUUUUCUUUCUUCUCAGGUCACCCUGCCUCGGUGGGAGACGGUUGACUUGUUAAAAAAAAAAUAAUAUAAACUUAAAAACUGGAUGAAAAUUGGGUUUAUAUUCAAACACUGUAAUUCAGGAAAAGCUAGUUAUAACAUUGUCUUACUUCCAAGAAUUCAUACAGCUCUAUGAAAAAAGUAUCAGUGAAUUAAAAAAAAAUUUUAUUACUGUUUUUUUUUUUUUAGAAUUACAGUGGACCCCCGGUUAACGAACUUUUUUCAUUCCAGUAGUAUGUUCAGGUGCCAGUACUGACCGAAUUUUUUCCCAUAAGGAAUAUUGUGAAGUAGAUUAGUCCAUUUCAGACCCCCAAACAUACACGUACAAACGCACUUACAUAAAUACACUUACAUAAUUGGCAGCAUUUGGAGGUGAUCGUUAAGCGGGGGUCCACUGUAUUUAUGUUCUAAUUUUUUUUAUAUAUUGUAUAGUACUGUAUUCCAGUAAUUUAUAUACCAAAAGUUAAAAAAAAUAUAUUGUUUACUUUUCUGUAAAUAAUUGCCUAUUCUCUUUAAUACAGUAAAAAUCAAUAAAAUUCACUGAGGUCAUAAUUAAUUCCAAGUUUUAUAUAUUCACUCUCUGACAUUCUUAUGUUUGUCUGCCCUCCUCUCUGAAGGUUCCACCAUUGUCUGCCCUCCUCUCUGAAGGUUCCACCAUUGUCUGCCCUCCUCUCUGAAGGUUCCACCAUUGUCUGCCCUCCUCUCUGAAGGCUCCACCAUUGUCUUCCCUCCUCUCUGAAGGUUCUACCAUUGUCUGCCCUCCUCUCUGAAGGUUCCACCAUUGUCUGCCCUCCUCUCUGAAGGUUCCACCAUUGUCUGCCCUCCUCUCUGAAGGCUCCACCAUUGUCUUCCCUCCUCUCUGAAGGUUCUACCAUUGUCUGCCCUCCUCUCUGAAGGUUCCACCAUUGUCUGCCCUCUCUGAAGGUUCCACUAUUGUUUGCCCCCCUCUCUGAAGGUUCCACUAUUGUCUGUCCUCCUCUCUAAAGGUUCCACUAUUGUCUGCCCUCCUCUCUGAAGGUUUCACCAUUGUCUGCCCUCCUCUCUGAAGGUUCUACCAUUGUCUGCCCUCCUCUGAAGGUUCCACCAUCGUCUGCCCUCCUCUGAAGGUUCCACCAUUGUCUGCCCUCCUCUGAAGGUUCCACCAUUGUCUGCUCUCCUCUGAAGGUUCCAUCAUUGUCUGCUCUCCUCUGAAGGUUCCAUCAUUGUCUGCCCUCCUCUCGACAAGUUCUACCAUUGUCUGCCCUCCUCUGAAGGUUCCACCAUUGUCUGCCCUCCUCUCUGAAGGUUCCACCAUUGUCUACCCUCCUCUCUGAAGGUUUCACCAUUGUCUGCUCUCCUCUGAAGGUUCCACCAUUGUCUGCUCUCCUCUGAAGGUUCCAUCAUUGUCUGCCCUCCUCUCGACAAGUUCUACCAUUGUCUGCCCUCCUGUGAAGGUUCCACCAUUGUCUACCCUCCUCUCUGAAGGUUCCACUAUUGUCUGCCCUCCUCUCUGAAGGUUUCACCAUUGUCUGCCCUCCUCUCUGAAGGUUCCACCAUCGUCUGCCUUCCUCUGAAGGUUCCACCAUCGUCUGCCUUCCUCUGAAGGUUCCACCAUUGUCUGCUCUCCUCUGAAGGUUCCACCAUCGUCUGCCCUCCUCUGAAGGUUCCACCAUCGUCUGCCCUCCUCUGAAGGUUCCACCAUUGUCUGCCUUCCUCUGAAGGUUCCACCAUUGUCUGCUCUCCUCUGAAGCCUCCACCAUUGUCUGCUUUCCUCUGAAGGUUCCAUCAUUGUCUGCCCUCCUCUCUACAAGUUCUACCAUUGUCUGCCCUCCUCUGAAGGUUCCACCAUUGUCUGCCCUCCUCUCUGAAUGUUCCACCAUUGUCUGCCCUCCUCUCUACAAGUUCUACCAUUGUCUGCCCUCCUCUGAAGGUUCUACCAUUGUUUGCCCUCCUCUCUGAAGGUUCCACCAUUGUCUGCCAUCCUCUAAAGGUUCUACCAUUGCCUGUUCUCCUCUGAAGGUUCCACCACUGUAUGCCCUCCUCUGAAGGUUCCACUGUUUCUGCCCUCUAAAGGUUCCAUCAUUGUCUGCCUUCCUCCUCUAAAGGCUCUACCAUUGUCUUCCCUCCUCUGAAGGUUCCACCGUUUCUGCCCUCUAAAGGUUCCAUCAUUGUCUGCCCUCCUCUCUAAAAGUUCUACCAUUGUCUGCCCUCCUCUCUGAAGGUUCCACCUUUGUCUGCCCUCCUGUCUGAAGGUUCCACCUUUGUCUGCCCUCCUGUCUGAAGGUUCCACUAUUGUCUGCCCUCCUGUCUGAAGGUUCCACCUUUGUCCUGCUCUCUGAAGGUUCCACCAUUGUCUGCCCUCCUCUCUGAAGGUUCCACCAUUGUCUGCCCUCCUCUCUGAAGGUUCCACCGUUGUCUGGCCUCCUCUCUGAAGGCUCCACCUUUUCCGUCCUGUCUGAAGGUUUCAUCUUUGCCUGCCCUCUUCUCUGAAGGUUCCACUGUUGUCUGCCCUCCUCUCUGAAGGUUCCACCUUUACCCUCCUCUCUGAAGGUUCCACCGUUGUCUGCCCUCCUCUCUGAAGGUUCCACCAUUGUCUGGCCUCCUCUCUGAAGGUUCCACCUUUACCCUCCUGUCUGAAGGUUCCACCGUUGUCUGCCCUCCUCUCUGAAGGUUCCACCGUUGUCUGGCCUCCUCUCUGAAGGUUCCACCUUUUCCGUCCUGUCUGAAGGUUCCACCUUUGCCUGCCCUCCUCUCUGAAGAUUCCACCUUGGGUAAAGACAUUCUAUUUGAUUUCCUAACUGACACUGUUGCUUCAUCAACUAUAACCACUAUCCUUUCAAUUUAUCAACACUUUUCCCUUUUCCUGCUCCUAUCUUUCUGCCAUGAAGCACUCUAAGGACCUUGCAGGUUUAGUGUUGUCUAUAAAUAUAUUUAUAAUGCAAUUCCUUUGACCAGUAGCCAUUCACCAGUUUGAAGUCAUACACCUUGAAAGGUCCAGUAUUAUUGAAAUUGACAUCAUAACUGCAAUAGGAAUGGUUUGCUCAAUGUGUAAUACAGUAUACUGCUGUUGCUCUGCUUAACUCAUUUUGAUUAUAUACAGAAGGGUAAAUUUAACAUUACUGAUCAUGCCAUAGAUGUUGCUAAGUGGAACAUUUUAUGUAAGUCUAUUAAAAAAAAUUGUUAAUAAAA
Cherax quadricarinatus is the source of this 4527-nucleotide messenger RNA. RefSeq lists its product as uncharacterized. Lineage: Eukaryota; Metazoa; Arthropoda; Malacostraca; Decapoda; Parastacidae. The record is from RefSeq and is a predicted model, not a curated record. Gene Ontology annotation, biological process: cilium organization.